This is a messenger RNA of Mycosarcoma maydis (corn smut), 2322 nucleotides long. Its product is annotated as diphthine--ammonia ligase. Gene Ontology annotation, molecular function: diphthine-ammonia ligase activity. Gene Ontology annotation, biological process: protein histidyl modification to diphthamide. The record is from RefSeq and is a predicted model, not a curated record. The transcript has a single exon. NCBI's taxonomy places the organism in Eukaryota, Fungi, Basidiomycota, Ustilaginomycetes, Ustilaginales. The coding region runs from base 1 to 2322 and encodes 773 amino acids.
AUGAAAGUGGUAGGACUGCUAAGUGGUGGCAAAGACUCGUGUUACAACCUGAUCCACUGUGUGCAGCAGGGGCACGAGCUGGUCGCGCUCGCUACACUAGCUCCGCCAGGGUCCAAGGAUGAACUCGAUUCAUACAUGUACCAGACGGUUGGACACGAUGCGGUCCACCUCGUUGCGGAAGCCAUGCAACUCCCGCUCUACCGUCGCGUGAUCAAGGGGACCGCCAUCAACCAGCGUGCAGAGUACGGCUUGCGCACGACCUCUUUAUCAUCCAGCAUAGCCUCCAGCAGCACAUCCAAAGCAGGACCAUUGCAAGACGAAACGGAGGACCUUUACCACUUGUUAAUGGACGUUAAACAACAUCACCCUGACGUAGAGGCUGUCUCCGUAGGCGCUAUUUUGUCCAACUAUCAACGCGUGCGGGUCGAACAUGUGGCUAUGCGCGCAGAUGUCAACUUGACGCCGCUGACGUUUCUUUGGCAGCGCUCACAGUCGGAGCUGUAUGCAGAAAUGCUUCAAGCCGGCCUCGUUUCGAUCCUUAUCAAGGUAGCUGGGAUAGGGCUGGAUGAGCGUGACUUGGGAAAGACGCUCGGCCAAAUGCAGCGCAAGCUCGAGAGGUUGUCGGCUAUGUAUGGGGCACAUGUCUGUGGUGAGGGUGGCGAGUACGAGACGUUGACGAUUGACUCGCCUCUGUUUAGGAAGAGAAUCGAGGUUGGAGACACCGAGACAGUGAUUCAUUCAGAUGGUGGAGGAUUCGGCAGUGUCAGCUAUCUGCGGCUGAAGAAUGCCAAGCUGGUUGAGAAGGAGGGCCACUUGGAUUGCAAAGCGAGAACGCCUCCAUUGUUGGACGUUGUUGGGCAGCGGACGUUGAAGACGAUCCAAAGGAGUCAUGCUUCAAAGGCAGCGGAUCUGUCCAACACAAUCGAGCACUUGCAGCUCCAUGAUGCGCUUGUGGACAUUCCAAAGCCGUCUAUCCGACGCAAAGGGCGCUAUUUCGGCAUGUCCAACGUUACCGGUGUCACCUCGUCGUCCACUCACACAUCUGUAGAGGACCAAGUCAAGAACGCCUUCAACACGAUCAAAGAGCUGCUCACCUCGUCUUGCAAAGGACUGGGCAUGGAACACGUAACGCACAUCAACCUCUAUCUUGGCACACAGACGUUGUUUGGCCGCAUCAACUCGAUGUAUCGUACCAUGUUCGGCGUCUCACCACCCACGCGAGCAUGCGUUGCUCUAGCGUCGCUUCCUCGUGGCUGUGAUCUCAUGAUCAACGCGGUUGCGUUUGACGAUACUAGCGCGACGCCACCGUUCGAUCGGCGCGCUCUGCACGUUCAGGGACGCUCAUUUUGGGCGCCUGCCAACAUCGGUCCUUACUCGCAAGGUAUAGUGCAAGCUGAGAAGAUCUGGAUUUCAGGGCAGAUCGGCUUGCUACCCGCUGAUCUGUCUCUGCCUGAGGACGAGCAUCUGCAGACGGCGCUGAGUAUACAGCAUGUGAGACGGAUUUACAAGGCGAUGAUGAACGAUAUGGGGGGAAGACAUGUUGACAAGGGCUGGGUCGAGGGUGGGCUGUGUUGGGUGGAUGACGAGGACAUGGUGGAGAUCGCCAGACGGGCGUGGAUCAGUCAGUGUGACGGGCAAGAUCAAGAAGACGAGGAAAGCGAGCGAGAAGAGGCGAAAGCGUGGCUAGGUCAGCCAAGUACUGGAGAAAGUAGACUGCCACCGAUGCUGUUCGUCGUACUGCCCCGGCACUGUUUGCCGCGAAGCGCGGCGAUCGAGUGGCAGAUCACUGCUCACACGGGUCGAAUACCUCCAUCGAUCAAGCGCGACACUGCGAACAAGACAGUCACCUCCUCUGAAGACGAUGAUGGCAGUGAACCAGGAUCCGACACGACCCAUGUCUCUAUCACACGCCUCUCGACCAUCUUUGCCGACCCGGACGCGCCAAUCGAGGCCGUUCAUACCAUCACCACCGCUUGCUCGGCGCAGAGCAGCUUUGGCGUGCUGACACUCCGUUGUCUACCCUCCUCGACUCACGUCCUUCCAGACGCCGACUCGAACCAUGCACUCACGGCGUCGAUUCGAACGUGCACAGAUCAGUCGUACGCAACCCAGCUCUUCGCACCAGUCGGCGAAAACCAAAACCAGAUUGCGCCCGCAUUGACGCUUCUCAAGCAGCUUAUCUGUCAACCGAGUGUGGAUGGCGCGAGCAAAGAGUCGCUGCUGAAUGCAUCGCAAGUGGUUGCAUGUUCAAGUGUCCAUGCUCUUGCAUCCGAUACAAGAGCACAACAGAUCGACGUUGCAUUCGUUUGGCACGGCAUCUAA